Messenger RNA from Lates calcarifer (barramundi perch), 1800 nucleotides. It is a transcript of the gene ccdc106b, whose product is annotated as coiled-coil domain containing 106b. Bases 210 to 1256 code for a protein of 348 amino acids. The transcript is spliced from 7 exons. Lineage: Eukaryota; Metazoa; Chordata; Actinopteri; Centropomidae. Gene Ontology annotation, cellular component: nucleoplasm. The record is from RefSeq and is a predicted model, not a curated record.
CGCAUGUGUGAACCAUACAAACCUGCGCGUGGCUGCACCUGUAGAUUCCACUUAUAAUCAGGUAAUUGCAGCAGAGAGUGCGGUCGCUGAGCCGUGGAGCUGCAGGUGUGGGUCGUUUCAGGCCGUAUUACAGAAGUAUAACUGAACACAGCGCUGCCGAGGAGAAAGAAUAACCUCUGUAUCCAAACGUCUGAGUUGAGGUUUCAGUCAUGAAUCCUCCAACCAGCAGAGACGAUACAAACCCGCCAGAGCACUACAUGUCCCAGUCAUCGUCUGCAGCAGCAGCAGGAGGAGGAGGGAGUUUGUAUCUGGAUGCCUACGAGGUUUCUUUUCCACUGGAGGAGAGUAUAGAGAGACCACCUGCUUAUCACAUGAGCCAAGGCCAGCAGAUGAUGGACGAGCCUGUGGUGCAGGAGCCUCCUCACUCUCAGUACAGCCCCUUCAUCCUGGUCUCUAACCUGCGGGCUCACCUGUACGUCGCUCUGGAGAAGAACGCCUGGCUGCAGAAACGCAUCGAGGAGCUGGAGGACGAGCGCAACUUCCUGCGCUGUCAGCUGGAUCGCUUCAUCGUCAACAUGAGGAGUCCUGAGGUGACAGAGUGGUGUGGAGACGCCCAGCGGAGCAUAAAGGUCCAGCCUGCCAGCUCUCCCUCGCCUCCCUCCCCCAUGACCACCAGGUCUGGAAUGACCCUCAAACGCCUGCAGGUGCCGGCACCUCGGACUCGCCGCUGCACCGCCAUCCCUGUCAAGCAGGAGUUUCACCUGGAGGAAGAUAAAUACUACACUGAGGAUGAGUAUGUGGAGGAAGAGGAGGAGGAGGAAGAUGAGGACUCGGCGGUGGAGGGGUCAAAGAAGAAAGGCAGAGGACGAGCCAACGGAGAGCCGAGGAUGAAGAUGAGGAGGAUCUUUAGGAUCACCCAUGGGCGGGAGAGACAGAGAGUUAAAGAUCCAGACGGAGUUCUGAUUCGUUAUAAGAAGAUCCUGUCCACCUACCAGCGGGUGAGGAGUAUGUCCCGAGCCUUCCAGAUCCACGGAGUCGACCGUAACACCAUGGCCUCCACCUCUCCGAUCGCCGAGCUGCUGCUGGUGGCGCCAGAGAAGAUGGCAGAGGUCGGAGAGUUUGAGGCGUCAAAGGAGAAGCUUUUGGAUUACGCUCGGCGCUGCUACAGGACCAUGGACGAGCAGACGCAUGUGAAGGUUCAGACCAUGAAGAAAACUCACAAGCUGCUUCCGAUCUCCUACAGGUUCAGAAACUGACAGAGGCUUCGGAUGGACAAGAGGUUUCUACACUAAACAUUUUUCUUUAUCAUUGCCUAAAAGUAAAUUAGAUGCUAAAUCACAGGACUGACUUAGUUUAAACACAGUGAUGGAUUUUUGCCAACAAGCUGCUUAAUUUAUACAAAUAUCUGUGAUUUUUCUUUUCAUUUAUUGUGCAGCUGUUUGAGUUGACAGGGAAGGUUUUUUUUGUACACAACUGAUUUUUCACGUUUCACAUUUUAUAGAGCAGCUAUCAAACAAAUCAGUGAUUUCCUUCAACAGUUUUUUGAACAAAAACUGUUGAAGGAAGAAUAUUAACUAUUACAAGUUAUAUUGUUUGUAUUUAAGGAUCCCAGACAUGAUUGGCCUUAAUUUGUUUCACCAUUUGUUUUCAAUUAAUUGAAAGAGGAAUAUGUAUUAUUUAUUUAAUUUCUGACAGUAUUUUGUACUUCAUAAAUUAUUAUUUUGUGAAAUGUAUACAUUUAAUGUAUCAUUGAAAGAGAUAUUUGCUUGUUCAUACAUCUCGUGCCUAAGUUAUUUAUUU